Messenger RNA from Paralichthys olivaceus (Japanese flounder), 8914 nucleotides. RefSeq names its product ATPase copper transporting alpha (gene atp7a). Gene Ontology annotation, molecular function: copper ion binding; P-type divalent copper transporter activity; ATP hydrolysis activity. NCBI's taxonomy places the organism in Eukaryota, Metazoa, Chordata, Actinopteri, Pleuronectiformes, Paralichthyidae. Gene Ontology annotation, biological process: copper ion homeostasis; copper ion import. The record is from RefSeq and is a predicted model, not a curated record. Gene Ontology annotation, cellular component: trans-Golgi network; plasma membrane.
CAGCCUGACAGACCGCACGCAGGGCAGCACAUUGGUCUUGUGGCUCACAGCGCGGCUCCGCCUCUCUGAGCUGCGGCCGUCGGUCACGUCGGCGUCAGGAGGAGAAACAAAAACACCUCCCGGAGCUGGAGCCAGAGGAACCAGCGGAGGGAAAGUCUUUCUCCGGCCGGUGCCGUUGUUCCCCGCAGACUGCACGAUGUCGGCGAGCUUCCACGUAGCUGUUUGUAACGCAGUGCGAAGAUGCUAGCUAGCGUGCUAGCUUAAUAUUAGCCACCGCGCCUGACAGCCCAUGUCCACAGCCUGCAGCUAACUCGUGAGUAAGACAAAUCAACCAUGACACAGAAAGUCAGUCUGUGUUCAGUCACCCUCGGGGUGGAGGGUAUGACUUGUGGCUCCUGUGUCCAGUCCAUAGAGCAGAGGAUUGGGUCUCUCCCAGGAGUGAUACAUAUAAAGGUGUCUUUAGAGCAAAGGAAUGCCACUGUCAUAUUUGACCACAACCAACAGAAUCCAGAGUCUCUGUCAGAGGCCAUCGAGGACAUGGGCUUUGAAUCGCAGUCCGUCACAGCCACACCGGUCUCUACAGAGACCCAGCUCGUAUCCACCUCAGUCCUGGCACCUGCAGCUCAAGAGGAGGCCUUAGAGAAGCUAUCCCAGGUCCAGGGAGUCCUGGAAGUCAGAGAGAGCCAGGUUCCGACGGGUCUCACUGUCACCUAUGUUCCCUCCUUGACUUCGUCCCUGCAGCUGAAUGAGUUGGUGGCCAGCCUGUCAGCUACGGAGAUCCCCACACCCAGCAGUCCUGUGCAGAAAGGCCCAAAUGUGUCUCCAUCUCAAAGCAGGUCAGGAGAAGUGGCACUGCUGAAGUUACGGAUCGAAGGAAUGACGUGCCACUCCUGCACCAGCACUAUUGAAGGGAAGAUUGGAAAACUGAAAGGGAUUAAAAAGAUCAAAGUUGUAUUAGACUCUCAGGAAGCGACAGUCGUCUACCUGCCUUACCUCACCACCGUCCAAACCAUCAUCGACCAGAUUGCCGUGGCCGGCUUCAAGGCUUUUGUCAAAUCCAAGCCCCGCCCUCUGCAGCUGUCCCCCAGUGAAAUUGAACGUUUAGUUGAUUCUCAAAAACCAUCUGUGUCUUCACCAUCAGAGACUUCAGAGGAGACCGAAAUCUUCGUAGACAUAACACUUGUCGUGCUCGGAGUCAAGGGCAUGCACUGCCAUUCCUGUGUGGUCAAUAUCCAGGACAAUAUCUCCAUGCUGCCUGGUGUGUCCUCUGUGGAGGUCUCUCUGGAGAAGGAGAAAGCUUCCAUCUGCUAUGAUCCUCUAAAGGUGACAGUGCCUCAGUUGCAGCAGGCAAUUGAGGCGCUGCCUCCAGGACACUUCAAAACUCAACCCUGGGACUCCACUGGCCCAAUCAGUCCUGUAUCCAUAUCGCCCUCACCUGCCUUAUCAUCGCCUCGGAAUGCAGGAGCAAUCCAGGCCAAAGCUGUUGCUGCAAAGCCUUGUUUUACCCAGCCACUGGUGUCUGUAGUUAAUAUUCACAUUGAGGGCAUGACGUGCAACUCAUGUGUCCAGUCCAUCGAAGGCAUGAUCUCUCAAAGGAAAGGCGUGGUGUCAACACAGGUCUCUCUGGCUGAUCACCAGGGGAUCUUUGAGUAUGAUCCCCUUUUGACCACACCAGAGGAGCUGAGGGAGGCCGUGGAGGACAUGGGCUUUGAUGCCUUCCUACCUGCCACCAAUUCACUGCUGCCUUCACCAGAUCCCCAUGUCACAAAGUCUUCAAGUCUAGCACAUGUGAAAGAUAUUGAGAUGGACAGUGACUUACACAAGGAAGGACGCAACAGAGAAGAACAGUCUAAAUGCUAUAUUCAGAUUGGAGGGAUGACCUGUGCUUCCUGUGUGGCAAACAUCGAAAGAAACCUGAAGAAUGAACCUGGUAUCUACUCUGUUCUGGUGGCACUCAUGGCCAGUAAAGCAGAGGUGCGUUACAACCCGGAGGUCAUCGAUCCUGUGAAGAUAGCCGAGUGUGUGAAAGAGCUGGGCUUCACUGCCUCUGUGAUGGAGAACUAUGAAGGUUCAGACGGAAACCUAGAACUAGUGGUCAGAGGAAUGACGUGUGCCUCUUGUGUUCACAAAAUUGAAUCCAGCCUUAUGAGAGAAAAGGGGGUUAUUUAUGCCUCUGUUGCCUUGGCAACCAACAAAGCACACCUUAAGUACGACUCGGAAAUUAUAGGGCCACGAGACAUCAUCAAGCUGAUAGAGAAUCUUGGGUUUGAAGCAUCGCUGGUAAAGAGGGAUCGUACUGCCAGUCACCUGGACCACAGCAAAGAGAUACGACAGUGGAAGAAAUCUUUCCUGGUGAGCUUGAUUUUCUGUGUGCCUGUGAUGGGCAUGAUGACCUACAUGAUUAUUAUGGACCACCAGAUGAACGCUUCACAUCAGCACAAUGCAACGGUGGAGGACCGCAACCAUUACCACUCCACCAUGUUCCUGGAGAGACAGCUGCUCCCAGGCCUCUCCAUCAUGAACCUCCUCUCCUUCCUCUUCUGUGUCCCUGUGCAGUUUAUCGGAGGUCGCUACUUCUACAUUCAAGCUUAUAAAGCAGUCAAACACCGAUCUGCCAACAUGGAUGUGCUUAUAGUUUUGGCUACUUCCAUAGCCUUCACCUACUCGCUGGUCAUCCUAAUAGUGGCCAUGGUGGAGAAGGCCAAAAUCAACCCCAUCACCUUCUUCGACACGCCACCGAUGCUCUUCGUCUUCAUCUCGCUGGGACGCUGGCUAGAACAGAUAGCUAAGAGCAAGACGUCUGAGGCUUUGUCCAAGCUUAUGUCUCUGCAAGCUACCGAGGCCACAGUGGUCACUCUCAGCAGUGACUUGUCCAUUCUCAGUGAGGAGCAGGUUGAUGUUGAGCUGGUGCAGAGGGGUGACGUGGUGAAAGUCGUCCCCGGAGGGAAGUUUCCAGUAGAUGGAAGGGUCAUUGAAGGACACUCGAUGGCUGAUGAGUCUCUAAUCACAGGUGAGGCCAUGCCAGUGACGAAGAAGCCAGGGAGCACUGUGAUUGCAGGCUCCAUUAACCAGAACGGCUCUCUGCUCGUCAGUGCUACACAUGUCGGCAUGGACACAACGCUGUCUCAGAUUGUCAAACUGGUGGAGGAGGCUCAGACUUCAAAGGCUCCCAUCCAGCAGUAUGCAGAUAAGAUCAGUGGCUACUUUGUACCCUUCAUUGUUGGCAUAUCCGUCCUGACGCUGGUCGCCUGGAUCAUCAUUGGGUUUUUGGAUUUCUCACUUGUGGAGAUGUACUUUCCCGGUUACGACAAGAGCAUUUCCAGGUCCGAGGCAGUGAUUCGCUUUGCCUUCCAGGCCUCCAUAACAGUGUUAUGCAUCGCCUGUCCCUGCUCCCUUGGCUUGGCAACCCCGACAGCUGUCAUGGUGGGCACAGGAGUUGGAGCCCAAAAUGGCAUUCUGAUAAAAGGAGGAGAGCCACUUGAGAUGGCACAUAAGGUCCAGAUUGUGGUGUUUGAUAAAACUGGGACCAUCACAUACGGUGCUCCAAAGGUUAUCCAAGUCAAGAUAGUUGUGGAGGGGAACAAGAUGCCUCGUUCCCGACUGCUGGCCAUUGUGGGUACUGCUGAGAACAACAGUGAACACCCUCUGGGUUCAGCUAUCACCAAGUACUGCAAACAGGAGCUUGGCACGGAGUCUCUUGGCACAUGCACAAACUUUCAGGCGGUGCCGGGCUGUGGCAUCAGCUGUCAGGUCAGCAACACAGAGACCCUGCUGAAACAGGCGGACAGCGACAGCGAGGACAACAACCAGCGGAACAGCGUCCUCGUUCAAAUCAGUGACACCCGAACAACCACCAGCUCCCAUCCACUCAUCAUGGACCCACAGCCUCUGAGCCUCGUUCAGACAGCCACUUAUGUCGUGCUGAUUGGCAACAGAGAGUGGAUGAGGAGGAACUGCUUGCAGGUCAGACCUGAUAUAGAUGAGGCCAUGAUGGAGCAUGAGCGCAGAGGACGCACUGCUGUUUUAGUAGCUGUAGAUGACCUGCUGUGUGCAAUGAUAGCCAUUGCUGACACAGUGAAACCUGAGGCUGAUCUUGCCAUACACACUCUUACCAACAUGGGUCUGGAAGUUGUGCUGAUGACCGGAGACAACAGCAAGACGGCAAGGGCCAUUGCUGCUCAGGUUGGAAUCAAGAAGGUGUUUGCUGAGGUGCUUCCCUCCCACAAGGUGGCCAAGGUGGAACAGCUGCAGCAGCAGGGCAAGAGAGUCGCCAUGGUGGGUGACGGUGUCAAUGACUCGCCCGCUCUGGCCAUGGCUGACGUGGGCAUCGCCAUAGGAACUGGGACAGAUGUGGCCAUAGAAGCAGCAGAUGUGGUGUUGAUCAGGAACGACCUCCUGGAUGUGGUGGCUAGUAUAGACCUCUCUAAGAAGACUGUCAAGAGGAUCAGGAUCAACUUUAUAUUUGCUCUGAUCUACAACCUGGUUGGCAUUCCUAUUGCUGCUGGCAUAUUCCUCCCCUUUGGUCUGGUGUUACAGCCAUGGAUGGGCUCUGCUGCGAUGGCACUGUCGUCUGUCUCUGUGGUUCUGUCCUCUCUUCUACUCAAAUGUUACACUAAACCCAGUGCAGAGAAGUUGGAGGCACGACUGGGUAACAGCAGGCGGCAGGGCAGCCUGUCUGACGUCAGCAUCCACAUCGGCAUGGGUGACGUGCGUCGUCCCUCCCCCAAACUCAGCCUGCUGGACCGCAUCGUCACCUAUAGCCGGGCCUCGAUCAACUCCCUGCGGUCAGACAAGCACUCCCUUAACAGUUUGGUUCUCAGUGAGCCGGACAAACACUCACUGCUGGUGGGGGAGGCGCUGAGCGAGGAGUUCUGCUGAAUACGUAAGCGUCACGUGGGCUUGCAAUGACUUUAGUGAGCUGGAGCAGAUAGUCACUGCAUUAAUUCAACACUAGGCCUCGCUAACAUGGUUCUAUUGAAUAGUUGCCCACCCAUCUGCUGUAGGUGCCUCAGGGCAGCACUGUUGACUUGAAGAUAGCUUAUUUGCCCCUUGUUUUCUUUUAGCUGACCAAGCAGAUCACAUGCACUUCAGAGCAUGCUGGGGUCAUUUGUCCUCCUUCGGUUGCAGACUAUCUUUUGUUGAGGGGACUGCCCUCAGGCACCGACACAUUGACACUUUGGUCACUGUGUGUGUGUACAGGGGCAUGAAGCGUCUUCAAAGCCUUGAAGCAGGUGUCCGCAUCCAGGAAACGGAGUGAUGAUCAGCUCUGCAACUGUGGUCACCUGCAAGUACAAUCUUUAAUAUCUAUCCAAAGACAUUUUAACAGUGGUGCUGCUUGUAAGAGUGGACGCUACAGAGUUAUAUUUUAACUGAUUUUCCUAAAGUGGAAGAUUAUAAUAACACUGUUGUAUUAUCCUAUUCCAGAGUAUUUAUGUUACCUUUAUUUAUCUUUUUUUUCCAUUAUAUUCUGUGGCAACAAUGAAGUUAUUGAAUCAAAAUGCCAAUUUUUAUUUUCAGUCUCCCAAAAUAUUUAAUUACUGAGCAAGCAAAGACAUAAAACCUCAGUCUUAAGAAGACUUGUUACCUGUUACCGAAGUUUGUGCAAAAUAUCAGUGAAGUGAAAUGUAAAUGUGAAUUUGACCCAAGUGCCAAUUGAAAUGCCCCCUCGGCAAAGUCCAACACAUUCCAAAGAUAACACGGUAGUACAGAUGUUACCUUGGACACAAAGUGCACAAAGUGUGAACCGAGGUAUGGUCAACGCAGAGAGGAAGAGCCGACUGUGAAUUGUGAAGCCGACUAAAGACUCUGGUUAUUGAUUUCUGUAGUUGUGUCGUCCCUCUGCAACUUUAGUUGAUCAUGCAACUUGUGUGUCAGUGAAUGUGAACAUUACUCAUUGUCGAGCAGAAGUUAUCAUAUGAAUGACAUUGUUGGUGCUUGGGUUACUUUAUUUGCCUGCUGCAAACAUAAGGGUUGUGUUAUGAAAAGGCUGAACCGUAAACGCGUGUGUUCUUUUUGCCAUUGCAGUCAGCGGUUGUUCAGUUUCUUGUUCAACUUUCUUCAUUUCUGCUUUUUUCGUAUGAUGGUUAUAAAUCAUGCUGUUGUUCCUUGAACCCAGAGGUGCAGGGAACACAACUGGAUCAGACUAAACACAACUGUGUCCCAACAGCUCCACCAAAUGAGUUACUGAGAAACAACAUUUUCAUGAAAUCAAAUUGUACAGUUGAUCACACCUAUCACAUCUUGAAAUUGAUCGAGUUGUACCUGCUUUAGUUUUCCUGCUGUAAAGUGAUCUCAAAGAUGUUUUUGCUUCCUAUUUGCUGUAGAGAAUCACUUUUGUACAGCUUUUCCAUGACUGUUUGUGUCCAAACUUGUGUUUUUCUCUGGUGGUGAAAAGAGCCAUCAGAUUGUCCUGUGGUUUCCGCAUUGUGUUCACAGCUUCUGAGCAUCAUGAUGCCGAUCUGUAGUGUUUGCGCAUGGCUUGGUGAAAAGGUCCAUUCAGUCUGUGUGCAGGUAAAUUAAGUGAGUCAAUGCUUGCCAUCUUUCAUUGUUCUUAUGAACAUUAUGUGCCUUGGAAUAAAACACUUUUGUAACGUCACCCUGCUGUGUUCACUUUAAACCAGACGGUGGUGCUGUUGAGCCACGUGCUGGUCAUAAAAAAAAAACACCCAAUACAAGAUUUCAUCAACUUUAUUUCAUCCAGUUAGUCUAAACAUUACAUCACCCCAGUGUACUGCAAAACAAUCAAGUACAAUUUUCUGUCAUCAUUUCUAAAAAUAUUCAUUCAAAUUAAUUAUUUUUUCAUGACUGUUUGUAUCACUUUGACUGUAGUGACAUUUGUUUUGGUAGAUUGAUGCUUGUGAACAUGUUAAGUAAGUAUUAUUAAUACAUUAAGGGGAAAUUUGCUUUCAUUAGACACAGAGGUUAAGGGACACUCAGAAAUAACAUAAACCAUAAAUGGUAAAGUUAGUGUUAAUCAUCUUCUCUUACUCCAUCACUGAUGAUUGAAAAGCAUCACAGUCACGAAACUGAACAGCUUCAGUCACUUUUAAAAAUGUGCAUCAUUUUAAAUCUGUUAAAAUAUUGUGCUUUUCUUGACUUAACGCACCAUAAAACGUCUGCAAAUGGAAAAACGCUACAUUCAGUUACCUUGAACACUUGAAUAACAAACCGGUACAGGGAACAGCUCCGCCUCCAACUUAUCUCUCUGGAAACACUGACCAAUUGAAAUUGUUACUUUUACAGCAAUAUAUAAUAUAUAUAUAUAUAUAUUUAUAUAUCAGUAGAUUUACAGUUUAUUAAACACUUAACACCUUACAGAAAUCACACACUAAUGAGCAAAAGAUGCAAUUAAAUCAAUGUUCACAAGCCGUUAAUGAUUUCAAAUUUGAAAUGUAAACAUUUGCAUUGAAAGGACCGAAUUAUACACUGGGUCCUAGUUACAUUUAAAAAUAAUUUAAAUUUAAAGAUUUAAAUACUUCUCAUGAGCUUUGUGGCUUCAGUCCAUCUUUUUCAGCCUCAUCCCUGAUUUAAAAAGGUCUAGUAAUAAAACUGGCGUGUCACCGUACAGUCUCUCUGAUAUGAAACAGGCCUACCGUUUAAAGUUGCGUGGUAAAAUACAGUUGGUUGUAAUGCGGCACCGAACGGCCUCCGGCUUUAUGAUGGCAGCCUUUUGGGAUGAAUGCAAUCUGGUACUCUGGCUGAUACAACACUGUUUAUCAGACUGACAAUAUCAUGUGAAUACUGACUACUGCGGCCAAGGUACGGAACAAAAGUUACAACAUCACACUGCACCUGCUGCAUCAGCUCCGAGGCCGGUGGUAGUGAUGUAACUGUGUGUAAUAACUGAGGUGUACAUGCCAGGAUUUCUAUCUUAACAUCAUGAAACACAAAGCAGGAGGUCGUGGAUGAAGGUUUAAGCUGAGAGAUCCACACUCCUCACACAGAAUAAGACCAGAGCGAUCAUCAUGUUUCACAGGAUUCUAACGUGUAGAUGUAAAUAUUACACGGAAUAUCAUAGGAUCCUUCUCUGUACCAUUCUCCUCUUCAAAAAUACUAGAAUGAUAUAUUCCCAAUACUGUAAUCCAUAUCUAACAUAGACAUGUACAUAUAAAUGCACUACAACAGCUUAAAACAAUAAAAGGAUCAAAUUCUCACAAUGUAAAAUGGGCCAUAUUGUGUGAUAGAACCUCUCAGGAUGCUGCAUCAAGCUUCAGCAGAGAGAUGCCAUACAAGUCUGAGUAAAGCAUGAAUGACAUGAUCAAUGUUAGUGGGAUCAAAUACUGUCUGUGAUCAGAAGCUCCUGAUAUAAUACCGGAAACCAUGGAUUAUGGAAACGAGAGCGUGUUUUACUGAGAUUAUUGUCACUAGCGAUGCUGGUCAUCACCGUUCGGCUUUCCUGAACGGAGCCUCGGAGCGACUGUGUUGUUUUUAAGAGAAUCAAUGGUUAAAUCCCACCAUGCUCGUGUGAGGAGUGGUUUGUUCAUGCGAGUUUAACGAGCAGAAUAGGUAGUAUGAUUAACACUGAUUAUUAAGACAUUGAAUAGCACCGUGUUAGUCCCUAAAUGGUUGCCACCAUCAUAGCGUCACAUUUUAUUGGUUGGUUCCCUGGAGAAUAGUUUUUUAGAUUCAUGGUUAGAUGCUGAACGUUACUCAUUUGGUAAAAUGAGAUGAAUUAAAGUGAGUCACACUGUCAUGACCCAGAGGUUGUAAUCGUUGACAGAAGUUUUUUUUUUUUUUUUUUUUUCUUUAUCAGAGAACUCAUUUGGCAAAUGCAUGAACUGCAGACGUCUUAAAUGUUCCGGUGUGUUUACGAUCAACUGUGAUGCAGGUAAGGAAUAAACCAACAUUAGGUAGGAGAGAAUGAAAACUAUUUGGCGGCAACACAAAAAAAAAACCUGCACUGAAAAAAAAAAAA